UUUCCUGACCGCCAGGGGGUGUAGAGUUCAUCGUUCCUCGCUGCUUUCACGUGUUUUCCUAUCAAAAAUAUCAAUCUAUUCUUCCACCCAGCCUUGUCGCCCGGUGAAAGCAAUGACGUCGCUUGAAGACUAUCAAUUUUUACAGUCUCUGAAAGGGAAGCGCCUGAAAUUAAAGUUGAAUGAUGAAACUUUCAUCGGUGUGGUUCAGCGUAUCCUGAACAAAACAGUCAUCUUGGAGGAUGUUAAGGCAGUCAAAAGUGGCAGGGAACACGCUGUAAGACAUUUUCAUGGGCGUGAAAUUUUGGGUGUGGAGUUUUUUUCUUUUCGUAGCACAGAACAUGGAAUUGGGAACAAUGUGGUGGCAGCCGCUGGAGAAGGGCACCUGACCGUGGCCGAAUAUCAGCCCUAUAAACUGGAUAUGUUGCGAGACAAAGAAGAUGAUGAAUAUGUCAACUAUGUGGUCAUCAAUGAAUUUCAUCAGAAAUUCCUCCCAGCCAUAAUGGAGAUUCAGCGGCAGAAAGUCAUUGGGGUGGGAGCAGAUGGCAUUGGAGGACUUUAUCUUGAGAGACUCUGCUGGCUCCAGAUUACCACUAAGAACAGGGUCUUCCUCUUUGAUAUGUUGGCACUCGGAGCCCUCGCCUUUAAAAAUGGUUUGACCAAGAUCUUUUCAAAUGAUCGCAUAUUGAAGGUUGCCCACGACUGUCGCAGAUUGGCCGCUUGCCUGGUUGCUCUAUAUGGUGUGAAGCUCAUGAAUGUAUUUGACACACAGGUAGCGGAUUUCCUGCAGUUUUACAGAGAGACAGGAGGCCUCCUCCCCGACCGGGUCAGCACCAUGCAGGAGGUAGUGAGCCUUCACCUGGGGAUGCCUGCCUCUCACCUGUCCUCUCUCAACAUCAAGUCUCGACUCUCCAAGGAGGACCGUGAGGUGUGGUACAUGCGGCCUUGCCCAGAGCCGCUCCUGAGGCUCAUGGCUCUGUCGGUCAUCCACUUGCUGCCCCUGCGCCUGGCGCUGCUGGAUGCCCUCAUGUUGGACUACACCAGCCUGGUGGAUGCCUACCUGGCCAGCGUCCUCUUCCAGCCUGUGCAAACACAGGACAUCGGCCAGAACAGUGGUCUGGAGCUCUCUCGAGAGCUGUGUGAGCUGGAGCAGCUGCAGCAGGAGCGUAAGGCCUGGGCCAUGGACUACUACCCCUCCACCACAGAGGGACGGCUGUUGCGAUUCGUGUCCCGCUCCAACUCCAGUACCUCUGCUGCGGCCACGUCUGCCUCUUCAUCCCACUCUCACACCUCUUACGGCUCAAAUCCUACCCCAGCACCCCCCACUGAUGCCCCUCACAACCCCACACCACCCUCUGGUAGUCCCACACCUACCCCUACACCCUACGCCACACCACCUAUUCAUACACCCACUGCUCAAACGCCAUCUCAUACACCAACUCCUCAUGCACCCACUCCUGGUUCAGACAGCACUGAAACCCCCACUCCAUCCCCCACCCCUCACAUCACUUUACCCGCCCAUCAGGCUGGUAACACACCAGCUCUUAAUCCCAUCCUUGAACCUGUACCCUCAUACCCUUCAAACCCAAGCCGGGGCACCGAGUCUCCAGCACUUAACCAGUCCAUCUUGUCCAUGACACCUAGAGUCCUUUCCAUAGCGACCCCCAAGAAUGAAGCAUCAUCCACCAAGGUCCCCAAAAUGGAGCCAUUACUCAAACAGUGUCCCAAGACAUUUCCCACAGAGAGCUUUGCGUCUCUCUCCCCACCUCCUCGACUCAUCGAGGUACUCAUGGACACCAUGGCUCAGUCAAUGCCCCUUACUGCAGAGGGCACUGGUCAGUCCGGCAUUGGCUCCUACCUCAACCUGGGCAGAGGCCUACAGCUGCAGAGGGCUGCAUUUAACAACCAGGUGCCGCACACUGGCGUGAUGCCACAAAGCCCCACCACCAAAGUGGCAGGGUCAAAGGGUUUGGUCUCCUCUGCUCCAGAGGCUGACUUCCCCUUAAAGCCCAUGGCAGCCAUGGCAGGGGUGGCCCAGCAGAUUGGCAGUGGUAACCGUAGUACAGCGCCACCUCUUGGCAGAGCAACAGUGUUGCAGAAUGGCCCUGUUCGCCCGUCUGCUCUCAGUCUAGCGUUCAGCUCCUUCAGAAUGACAAGAUAAGUUGGGAAAGUGACGUACCCAAGGAUGUCUAAUUGUUUUUGCUCCAUCAUUGAAUUGACCCUGAAUUGGCCCUGUUGUGUACUUUUGGUUCAUCCUUCUUGACGCAGAGCAAUUACCUAAUUAAAUUAAAAUCUUCUGGUGCUUUCUGUCAUGGUCUGUCACCAGGCUUUUCAGAAAGAAUAUUCUCAGUCUGUACCAGUGUUGCGUUAUCAGGCAAUAAAGGGGCACAGAAAGUCGGACAAAACUAAUCUUUAUUUGUUACCCUGUGGAAAAAAAAGAACUUGUAAAAAGACCAGACCUUUGUUGCUUGUAGAAUCAGAAUCAUAACCAGACAAAGCAGCUGCCUUUGUCCAUCUUCGCCAUAACUAGCUCACUAAGGAUUCAAAACCAUAUUUCUAACCAAUAAAUGAACACAGUUUAGCCAGUGGGUUGUAUGAAGAGUAGCUAUCGGUCCUCUGUUAUUGAAUAGUCAUUUCAUUGAUCUAGAUAGAUGACACAGGUGGAAUUUUAAAUGAAACUUCUUGAAAAUGAAAAUUCUUUUCACUCCAGUUUAAACUCUGUUCAUAUAUUUGUUAAUAUGUUGUUUACAAGCAUACUUUUUAGAUGUACAGUCUCACAUAAAGGUUGAUGGUGCAGAAAGCCAUUUUUGUUGUCAAAACAUGAAAAUGCUUCUGGACGUAUGAUGUCCUUGUGAAGGCAUGAUAAAUACAUAUUACUGUGCACGUCACACGCUCUGCCUCAGCCCUACUGCAUGUAUUUAUUUACAUGUCCGGCCCUCUAAAUUCAUAAAAACACCUCAAGCUAAUUAUUGACAUGCACAGAAGACACAGGAACAAUUGCCUACUAUUAUCCUUCAGAUAUUUGUCAGUGUUUGGUCUAGAAACCAAACCAAAACCUCUGACUAUAUCUAGUGUCCCCCACAUGUCUGAGUCCAAGCAGUAGAUCGGCUAGAACCCUAUUAGGUUUGUUCUGAUCGGCUUGAACCCUAUUAGGUAUGUUCUGAUCGGCUAGAACCCUAUUAGGUUUGUUCUGAUCGGCUAGAACCCUAUUAGGUUUGUUCUGAUUAUUUUGAAGUAAUCAUUGGAAAUACACUGAUGUAUCAAACAGGGAAGUGUUAUUGCCAGUGUCCAGAAAUGUAGUUUUCAUACAUUUAGCUAUAAUGGAAGUUUUUUUUUUUUUUUUUUGUUUCGUUUUUGUUAAUCUGUUUUUAGGAAGGCAAAUACAUUAGUUUUGAUAGGGAUUUUUUGAGUUCAUGGUAAUUAUACCUUCUGUAGUUUUCAGGUUAGGGUUUUCUUUUAUAGUACAUUUAGUCUUUCAUCACAUGAGAUUGUUGAUUUCUGUCGAACUAGAAAAUGUCAUAUCUCUUAAACUGGUUGUAGGGUUGAAGACUUUGCUAGUUGCUAUUUUGUCACUGAAUAAAAAAAAAUAUCUCUUGGAUGAGACAGAAGUGUGUUUAUUCCUCAGUCAUGUUUCUUUUUUUCACACAAUUUAGAACUAAUGUACAAAUGAACUAAUGUACUAAUGUACUAAUGUAAUGUCAAAUACUUAAUCUUCCUUCUCAGCCCCCUUUCACUCCUCCAUCUGCCUGCUACAUUUAGCUUUUUUAACCUUGGGUCUACAGCUUUCAUCAUCUCUGAUGCUCACCAUCUUUCUGGCUUGCUAUCUGCUUCAGUUCUUGCUAUCUUUCUUAUAUCUACAAUGUCUGUUG
Clupea harengus (Atlantic herring) is the source of this 3866-nucleotide messenger RNA. RefSeq names its product exonuclease 3'-5' domain containing 1 (gene exd1). Gene Ontology annotation, molecular function: 3'-5' exonuclease activity; nucleic acid binding. Gene Ontology annotation, cellular component: PET complex. Gene Ontology annotation, biological process: nucleobase-containing compound metabolic process; piRNA processing. NCBI's taxonomy places the organism in Eukaryota, Metazoa, Chordata, Actinopteri, Clupeiformes, Clupeidae. The record is from RefSeq and is a predicted model, not a curated record.